Messenger RNA from Ectocarpus siliculosus, 1695 nucleotides. NCBI's taxonomy places the organism in Eukaryota, Phaeophyceae, Ectocarpales, Ectocarpaceae. The record is from the annotation of a GenBank genome assembly.
AUGCACGCGAGAACAUCGGUAUUCCCCAAACAGCCAGACGUAUCUCCAGCAAGUUCUUUCAACAUGCCUACCACUCCAGCGAGUGGCAAGGAAAACAUUGGCGGCGUCGACCCAGACGCAGCCAACACUACCAAGGCCCCAAAGCCUGCUCGCCGCGGCGUAGGCCCGCGGAGUGGGACGAAAAACACCUCUCCCCGGGUUUCUAUCACCGGCUCUUCUGUUGGGCGGACCGCUGCAAAGAAGUCGUCGGCGGUGUCUCCCGCGCCAUCGAAGACGCGGCAGGCGGCGGCUAGGCCAUCGAGCAGCAUCAGCAGCAGCAGCAGCAAGAGCACGGCCACUGCCGCCACAGUACCUCGUGCUCUCGCCGCCAAGGCCUCCUCUUCGGGCCGAGGGGUAACGGUAGCAGCGUCGGCUCGGCAAGGCUCUGCUGCGGGCAAGCCCCAGGCGCAGCAGAAACAGAAGCGGUCGCGGCCGGCGGUGUUGGUGUCCUCGCCGGCGCCGCCUCGUGUAGUAUCCGAUGUGGGCGGCAGCAGCGGCGGAAGCGGUGGCGGCGGCGGCGGCGGCGGCGGCGGUGGCGGAAAGAAGAGGAAGAGCGCCAUUGUCGGGGGUGAGGGGGGAGGGAAGAAGCAGCAGCAACAGCGGGGGUCGAUGGGCAAGAAGCGGCUCAAGCCCAACAAGGAAAAAAACAGGCAGACCAAGGUUAUCAGUCACCCAGCGGCGAGGUCAAGCGCCCCGCCUCUCCGCUUACCCUCUCGAGGCCGAUCUGAUUUCGAUUUCGAUUCCGACGACUCAGCGGCGGACGACGACGACAACCGUGCGCGGAAUACCGUACCCGCAGCGGCGGCGCCGGCGAGCAGGAAGAAGGCACGGGGCGGGGGUGCUGCCGGGAACAAGGUGAAGCGAAUGCGUACAUCGUCGGGCGGCAGGCGAGAGGAGGCGGACGGUAGCAGAGCGCGACCCCUGGAGGGGCUAGCGGCAGCGAGUCCGGCCCCUGGCACCCGCGUUGCAGGCACGAAAGCGACGGCUACCACAGGUAGUCCUUCCUCUUCUCUGAAGCUGACGGCUCACCACAGCAGUACCUCGACGGCAAGGAGCGGUGGUGGCAGCAGCAGCGAGGCUAGUGCAUCAUCCUCUCGGCGGGGACCGUGGCGCCUCGGCGCUCUGUUCGCAGACUCAGACGACGACGACGACCCCGAGGGAGACGGGGACGGGGGCGGGGGUCUCGCGGGGUGCAACUGGAGGCUGUCUGACGACGAGAACGAAGGCGACGACGAGAUCGACCUGCACAAGAGGAGGAGCCCACGGCGGUCUGCGGCCGGGAGGGGGGGGGCCGUGUCUGCCAGGAAAAAAAUGCGCAGGGCGACCGGCGGCGGCGGCGGCGACAGGGGAAGCGAUGGAUGCAAUUCCGCUGGCGGCGGCGGCGACAGGGGAAGCGAUGGAUGCAAUUCCGCUGGCGGCAGUGGCGGCCGGGGGGGAGAAGGCAGUGGAGCCAAGGUGGAGCAGGCUGGUGGUUGGGCCGAUGGUAGUCUUUCGCCGUCCGUCCCGGUCGUGGACGCUACAGCUGCUGGCGGUAGCCCAGGCAAGGCUUCGACGAGCCAGCAGGGCAUCGAGGAGCAGGCGGAGCAGGCCGAGCUGGAAGCGAUUCGAGCGCAGUUCAGGAAGGUGGACUCCCACCGGCUGAGCCUGUCGCGCUAG